AUGUCGAUUCAACGCGCUUUGAAAGUGACCAGCACCGCAGAGGCACAAUCCUUGUACGACGACUGGGCCGAAGACUACAAUCGCGACCUACUUGGCGCGGACCAAGAUUAUGUCGCCCCAGUCAUUGCCAGCGAGCACGUGGUGAAGUAUAUCGGUCCAUCCGCAAUUGCAAAGUCGAAAAUCCUGGACGCUGGGUGCGGAACAGGCCUCGUCGGGGCCAAUCUGGCCAAGCUCGGGGCGACGCAGAUAGAUGGGAUAGAUCUCAGUCAAGGCAUGUUGCGGGUCGCUGAGCGAUCUGGCGCAUACCAGUCUUUGAGCACUACCGACCUAUCCCGGCCGCUGUCUCAGGCCCCGCGGUCCUACGAUGUGGUUGUCUGCGUCGGUACAAUGACCGAAGGCCAUGUGGGGCCCGAUGCUUUUGACGAGUUUGUGAGGAUUGUUCGCCCUGGUGGGUUCAUCAUCUCGACGGUGUACGAGGCUGUAUGGGAGAAGAAUGGCUAUAAGGAAAAGGUCACCGCGCUUGACGAAUCAGGGAAAGUGAAACUCUUGAGUGAUCAAAUGGAAGAUUAUAGACGCGGGCAGGGAGCGCGUGCGGUCAUGGUGGUUCUUCAAGUUCGGUGA
Molecule: messenger RNA, 621 nt
Organism: Colletotrichum orchidophilum
Lineage: Eukaryota; Fungi; Ascomycota; Sordariomycetes; Glomerellales; Glomerellaceae
Exons: 1
Coding region: 1-621 (206 amino acids)
Source: RefSeq, a predicted model, not a curated record